Molecule: messenger RNA, 1905 nt
Organism: Musa acuminata subsp. malaccensis (wild Malaysian banana)
Lineage: Eukaryota; Viridiplantae; Streptophyta; Magnoliopsida; Zingiberales; Musaceae
Product: alpha-1,3-arabinosyltransferase XAT3
Molecular function (GO): glycosyltransferase activity
Source: RefSeq, a predicted model, not a curated record
GUAUUGCAAUACCGUAGACGAGCCUCUGCUGAUCGAUUGAUUUGGAAUGGGCUCCCCAUGUAAGCAAUUCCGCAGGAAUUGAAUCCUUCCUCGCCUGACUAUAAGAACAGAAAAGAGGGCGGACGAGAAAGAGGGAACCGGCAAGGAGGAGGAGGGAAGAAGAAAUGAAGCCUCACAGGACUUUUCCCAGGCCUGAGCCUAGGAGGACAGGAAAUGGCUUCAUCAUCGCAUCGAUGCUUCUCUCUGUGUGCAUCCUCUCGCUCAUCAAGGCCCGUUAUUGCUCAGCUCCAUAUGGCAAGUCGCGGGAGUCUUCGGAACUGGAAAUAACCAUGGGAGCUAUCAGGAUGCUGGCAGCUAAGAGUGGCGAUCUUGCUCUUAAAGGGCGUGAAGAUGGAGAAGACUACAGGCUACUGUUGGAAGCAGUGAGCAGAGACAAAGCUGCUAUGGAGGUCAAGAAGCCGGUAUGCAUCGAAACAAGCCGGAGAUCUGAUGUUUGCGAGGCGGAAGGCGACUUAAGGGUGAGAGCAAGCGCCCAGACCAUCUUCGUAGACCCUUUCCUCACAAGUCAGGAAUGGAAGAUGAAACCUUACGCCCGGAAGCACGACCAGCCCGCUCUUGCUCACGUCAAGGAAUGGACGAUCAGGCCGUUCACGGAGCAGGAAGCACCGCCGAGUUGCACCGAGAACUACACCGUCCCCGCCGUGGUCUUCUCCGUCGGCGGCUACACCGGAAACCUCUUCCACGACUUCACCGACGUGAUAGUCCCUCUGUUCAUCACCUCCACACGGUUCCACGGCGAGGUACAGUUCGUCAUUGCCGACGCGAAGCCCUGGUGGCUGAGCAAGUUCAGCUUGCUUCUCAAGCAGCUGUCCAAGUACGAGAUCAUCGACGCCGACAACGACCGAGAUGCGGUGCGGUGCUUCCCCCGAGUGAUCGCAGGACUCGACUUCCACAAGGAGCUCGGGGUCGACCCCGCCAAGGCUCCCAGCGGGUACUCCAUGACGGACUUCAAGGAGAUGCUGAGGAGAGCGUACGGACUAGAGAGGACGAGGGCGGAGCCGUCGGGUGACCGGUGGGACGUGAGGAGGAAGCCGCGGCUGCUGAUCAUAUCUCGCAGGAGCUCAAGGGUGUUCUUGAACGAGAGGGGGAUGUCGGACAUGGCCAUGAGCCUGGGCUUCGACGUGAGGAUCGCCGACCCCGAUGUGACCACCGACCUGGGGAAGUUCGCGAGGCUGGUGAACUCCGCCGACGUGAUGAUCGGAGUCUACGGCGCCGGGCUCACCAACAUCGUCUUCCUCCCUGCGGGUGCCGUGUUCAUCCAGGUGGUUCCCAUGGGCAACCUGGAGUGGCUGGCGAGGGACACCUUCGAAAAGCCAUCGCCGGACAUGCAGAUCAAGUACAUGGACUACCGCAUCCAGGCGGACGAGAGCACGCUCAGCGAUCAGUACCAGAAGGACCACCCUGUGUUCACAGAUCCUCAAUCGAUCCACAAGAAGGGUUGGAGCGAACUCAGCAAAGUAUACUUGGAGAACCAAGAUGUGAAGCCACAUUUGGGCAGGCUCAGGAUCACACUGCUGGAAGCUCUCAAGUUCCUUCCGCACGGCCGCAAGACGACGACUCAGUGACUGCUUUCUUCUUUUUUCUUUCAGGGUUACACUCGAUUAUUUCUUGUAAGAAGAAUGAAUAGUUAGGUAGAUAAAUAGAUAGCUGAUAUUGUCAUGUUUAAUAAAUUGGAGCAUAGUGAUGUUUAAAGCUGAAAGAAAUGAUUUCAGUUUUGAUGAAAUGUCAUGUUUAGGUUGUGAGAGGCAUCUGUUUGCCAUAUACCUCUGUCUCAUUGCGAGUAUAAUUAAUUUUAUUUUCUUGUUCAUUCUCCUUUUCUUAAAAGGAGGGUGAGGCUAUACUUGA